Wyeomyia smithii (pitcher-plant mosquito) is the source of this 5525-nucleotide messenger RNA. It is a transcript of the gene kel, whose product is annotated as ring canal kelch homolog. Gene Ontology annotation, molecular function: protein binding. Lineage: Eukaryota; Metazoa; Arthropoda; Insecta; Diptera; Culicidae. The record is from RefSeq and is a predicted model, not a curated record. The transcript is spliced from 5 exons.
UGUUUUCACUCAACCCAACUUUUAUCGGUAAUGGCUGCAAAGUUUGUAGCCGUGUUGUAAAGUUAAAAUUGUCCGUCGUAAUGGAGGUUUUCCGUUACGUAAACUAUCGUUAGUAGUAAGCUACAGUGUGUGUCGUUGUUUGCGAUUGAAGUUUACCGGGAAACGUUGUUUGCUGCUCCGGUGGAGUCGUUUUUCACUUCAGUUGGGCUGUUCGCCAUUGUGCGAAGGAAGACGGCCAACAAAAGCAACAACAAUCGGUCGGGGCUGAGCUCUAAUUCGUCAACGGUGUCGUGGAAAUUAUUCUGCAUUGGCCGUACGCGGCUGGGGGCCUGUUAUCAGAAAAUCAGUGUUAACGGUGUAUGAUAUCUUUCAUUCAAUAUACCUUAAGCGUCAUGAGUAAUUUCAGCAACAGCCACAACAGUAACACUGGCAGCAGCCAAAAUUCAGCUGCUGAGGGCACAAUGGAAAGAGGAAGUUGUAUUCUAGUUCGUUACGCCAGCCAGAAUUCGCUGGAUGAGAGUUCCCAAAAGCAACUGCCCAGACAGGAUGGAAAAGAUAAAGCAACAGGAGCCUAUCGCAACAAUGUACACACGCAGCGGUCAUUCGAUGCUAUGAACACUAUGAGAGAGCAAAAUUUGCUCUGUGAUGUGAUUCUCGUUGCCGAUGGCAUCGAAAUUCCCGCGCACAAAAUGGUACUGGCCUCGUGCAGUCCAUACUUUUACGCCAUGUUUACCGGAUUCGAGGAGAGUCGCCAGGACCGUAUCACGUUGCAGGGCGUUGAUCCUCGCGCGUUGCAGUUGCUUGUUGAAUACGUAUACUCAUCUGUGGUGGAAGUUACCGAGGAUAACGUUCAGGUGCUAUUGACGGCGGCCAAUUUACUGCAGCUGACUGACGUUCGUGAUGCUUGUUGUGAUUAUUUGCAAACUCAAUUGGAUCCAAGCAACUGUCUGGGAAUUCGAGACUUUGCCGACAUCCACGGCUGCAUUGACUUGUUGAAUUACGCCGAAACCUACAUCGAGCAACACUUUUCAGAGGUAGUGCAGUUUGAUGAAUUUUUGAAUCUCACUAGUGAACAAGUGGUUAAUUUGAUCAAAAGUGAUCGACUGUUGGUCCCUUCAGAGGAAAAGGUUUAUGAAUGUGUAAUCGCUUGGAUCCAAUACGAUACUGCCGGUCGUCAGGCAUAUUUGGCGGAUCUGAUGGAACACGUGCGGCUUCCACUUUUGUCACAAGAAUAUCUCGUUCAGCGAGUGGAGAAGGAAUAUUUGCUAAAGGGGGAUAUCCAGUGUAAAGACUUUAUCAUUGAGGCACUCAAAUAUCAUCUACUUAAGGGAGAGCAGAAGACUUCCUUCAAAACACCUAGAACCAUUCCGCGGCAACCGGUCGGGCUGCCAAAAGUUUUGCUUGUUAUUGGUGGCCAAGCACCAAAAGCUAUAAGAUCGGUUGAAUGUUAUGAUCUUAGAGAAGAACGUUGGUACCAGGUUGCCGAGAUGCCUACCAGAAGAUGUCGGGCCGGUCUUGCUGUGUUGGGCGAUAAAGUUUAUGCCAUUGGAGGUUUUAAUGGGUCACUAAGAGUACGAACAGUCGAUGUUUACGACCCAGUUCAGGAUCACUGGAGUGCCUGCAGUGGUAUGGAAGCAAGACGCUCAACAUUGGGGGUGGCUGUUCUGAAUAAUUGCAUUUACGCCGUCGGUGGAUUUGAUGGCUCAUCCGGCUUAAGCUCUGCGGAAAUGUUUGAUCCUAGGACGCAAGAAUGGCAACUGAUUGCAUCGAUGUCAACAAGACGAAGUUCCGUCGGAGUGGGUGUUGUACACGGCUUGCUCUAUGCUGUAGGUGGUUACGAUGGUGCAUCGAGACAGUGUUUGGCAUCAGUCGAACGUUAUAAUCCAACAGCCGAUACUUGGACGCAAAUAGCCGAAAUGUCUGAUCGCAGAAGUGGUGCAGGUGUAGGUGUUUUGGAUAAUAUUUUAUAUGCUGUUGGAGGACACGAUGGUCCGUUAGUUAGAAAAUCUGUGGAAGCUUACAACUCGGAAACUAAUACCUGGCACAAAGUGGCCGAUAUGGCAUUUUGUAGAAGAAAUGCGGGCGUUGUUGCCCAUAAAGGCAUGUUAUUUGUCGUUGGUGGUGACGAUGGUAGCUCAAACUUGGCAUCGGUAGAAGUUUACACACCGGAGACUAACACUUGGCGUCUGUUGCCGGCGUCGAUGAGCAUUGGGCGAAGUUAUGCCGGUGUAGCCAUGAUUGAUAAGCCCAUGUGAAGCGAGCAGCAGGGCGCCACCGCCGCCACAGCAGCAAACAGUUCAAGGUAUGCGAAUUGUUCGAUCAAUUGUAGUGCAACGAAUAACAAUAGUCAGAAUAACCAAAACAAUGACGACGAAAAUAGUCAGGCUGAAGGGCUGAACUCAGAAGCUGGUGCUGUAGGUUAUAAUCAGAUCUCAAACAAUAAUAAUAACGUUAACAACAACAAUAACAACAACAAUAACAACAACAGUAACAACAACAAUAACGUACACUACGAAAACAUCUAUGAGUCAAUUGAACAAUUUGCUGCUGCAGCAAAUGCUGGUGUGGCUGCGGUUGCCCCUGCAGUAGUUCGUAACCCUUUAGUAAACAUUCCACCGCCGUCACACGGAAUUCAGUUGAAUCAACAACCUCAAGCUGCACCGCCCACUGCGCCGGUCGCUCUGGGACUAAGAAACAAUAUCCCAACAAGUGGUCCGUGUCCUCCACCUCCACCACCAAGUAUGCUGCAAAUGCAGCAACAAUAUCAUCCACUAGCUUAUCGCAACGAACUGUACGAUCGAACGGCCGGGUACGAUGUACCUCGGGGAUGUCCACGUAAUAACUACUAUCAGAACCAGUCCGCAAAUGGUGCGGUUCCCCGUUAUCAAAACAUUCAUGUAGACUAUAACCGACCAUGUUAUUCUCAGAACACCAUGAGAACUCCUCGACAACGAAGCUUCGAUGAUACAGAGUCUUACCAAUACUAUCGACAUCAAAAUCAACACAACUGUACCAAGUACGACAACGUUUACGAACUACUCCGAGAAGAACCUGCUUACCAGAACACAGGCACUUUUGGAGCGUCUGGUGGGACAGGUGUUAGUGGAAAUCGAGGAAUUUUCGGAAGAUUGGAUGUAAUUGGUCACGGAGUCGGCCGCAUUGAGCGUCAUUUAAGUUCAUCGUGCGGAAAUAUUGACCACUACAGCUUGGGAGGACACUAUGCGGUUUUGGGACAUAGCCAUCUUGGAACACCGGGAGAUGUGAAAUUGAAUUCUUCCACCAAUAAUCAGUCGUCAAGUUGUAAAGAUUCUUCUUCGGUUAAUGUUAAAAGCUUUUUCAGCUGCCUGGGUGGCGAGAAUUCACAGUCUAUGAAUAAUAUCAGCAAAACUGGCACCACGUUGCAACCAGCAUCCACCGGAACAGUUGGGAACGGUGACACUAGUUCUGGCGUCAGCCCUGUACUGCCUACAAAUCCUUCGAUGACAGCAACGAAAGUUACUGGAACUAUUCCAAAGAUCAAGAGUAAAAUUCGAAAAGAGAAUCAUGAACAAACGGAAUCUGAUUCGCAAUCUAGUCGCGUUUCGAAGCCAUCCCUACAGUGGUUACUUGUCAACAAGUGGCUUCCCUUAUGGGUGGGCCAAACUCCACCGGAUUAUAAAUUUAUCGACUUUAAUUUUAUGUUUUCGCGAAAUUGUGAUGGCUGCGGUAGCACUACAAAUCAUCAGGAACUUAUGCGCUUAGAUGGACUUGGAGAAAUGCGUUCCCAAGAGUACGGAGAUUAUAUUCCUCCGGCUAGAGAGUAUCCAACAAUGAACGGAAGUUAUCCACGAGUUUUGAGAAAUACUCCUCAGCUUUCAAGAUUGCGGGAGCACGAGUACGAAAAUGUCCCUGUAGAUUCGCCCUCGGGUAGGUUAGACUAUGCUGCUGCCCGUGCGGUUUUAGGCCACGUUAACCGUGCACGAUCGGAAAGUCCAGUACGAUCUGCUGGUGCCAGGCGGGAAGACUCAGCAACCGGCCGUGAUCCAUUUCGCAGUUGGGCCUUCAACAUGGACGAUAACAGUUUUCGUCCAGCAGGACAAAAUGGCCCAGUGGGACAAAAUGGAUUUCCAAAGCCGCGUGAAAUUCGCCGCAUUACUGACGGUACAUUCCGCGCUGCUGAUUUUCAGCAGAGCUUUCGAGAAUCCUUGAAAGAAUCAUCCGUUAGCGCUUCUCCUGCAGUUGUAGUUGACGAUUCACCUAUACCCACUACAUCCCGGUCAAACACUGCUUCUCCUCCAAAAAAUAAAGUUACAUCGGUAUCACCGGUACAACAAGAAAAAGAAGAGACUCCUGCAUCAUGUUCGUCAGACUCGGAUAACUUUCUAAUGGACUCCAUCGCUACCGACGCAGGAGAACAAGCCGGGGAAAGCAGCAGCGGCAGCCAGUGUGUACAACUAGCCGAAAAUCCCGAAACAAAUAGAGAGGUUGCGAAGGAGACGGAGGCCACAUCUUCGUUUGAAACAUCAGAAUCAUCAAAUUUCGAGAAUGGUGGCGAAAUAUCUAUAACUGAUGACGAAAAUGACAAUGAAGAAAACAUUGAAGCUAUUUAAAUCCUGCACUUGCUACUCUACUCGAGGCUUACCUAAACAUUAAACUGUUUCUCAUCAUGAUUCCUUUGGUAGACUGCUUAAAAUUGGAAGCAAUCUGUUUGAUCCUAACUUGCUCAAUAUUUAUUUAGAUUCUAUUUAUUCUAUUUACACAAAAAAAUUAUUCCUAGCAAACACUUUUUAUCAAAACAUUUUAUUUUCUCGGAAUAAACCAAGCAUUUAUUGGCUGACACUCACGUUUCCGGUGAAAUUAGCUUAGGAACAUUUAGCAGUAUGUCAAGGGUUAAUACACUUAAGGGUUAUAAUAAAAAAAUGACAUGUUAUAUCAAGUAGUUGGCCAGCAGAACAAACUCUCAAUGUCGAACACGAAAAACGUUAUCAAUGUAUAUCCUUGUCAGUUUAGCAGCAAAAUGACAUAGGCCUAUUUGCAGAACAAGCCAUUUAUCUACUAGUUUUAAGCAAGUUAGUUAUCCGCAGUGAUAGUCAAUUGUGCGAACGCACGUCACACACACAUUUACAUUUCCAGUGCACUGAUAAUGGUCGAGUAAUUGAUGUGGCGAUGUCAAUUGCUCGAAGAUGGAGCAACCCACAGCAGAAUCAAAGCAGCAUAAGUUCAGUACAAACCUUGUAAUAGUGAUACCUAUUCAAACUGAAUUCUUUUACCAUACUUUUUACCACACUUCGAUAUGGUCAGUAACAAGUACUUUUUAACAGUCCAAUAAUAGAGUGAUAGAGAACAAGCAACAAACCGUCGAUAUUUAUUCCCUAACAUUCAGUAAAAUUAUACAUAUACACAGGCAUUAUCCACUUCUAGCGCGGAAUACACAAUGCACACCCGUAGUUGCGAUUCUCGUUACCUGGGGUACACCUAUUUAGAUUCCAUAGUUCUGUAUUGUGUAUGCAUUAAAUAGAAUCAUGUAAUAAAUGGGUUCAAUAGUU